GGGCGGAAGGAAACUGAUUCAGUCAGAUUACCCUCGCCGUAUCACAGUUCAUUAUGGCUAUCAAUACUGCAGCUGUUCUCCACAGAACUUCUAGAGGUAUAUCUUAGUUAAUGAACUGAAGUUUGUUUUUAUUUAUUUCAUCAAUCCGAAGUCUUCUGUGCUGCUGCUGUUGUUGUUGUUGUCGUCGUCCAAAAUCUCCAAGUCUUUUAGCUAUCCUUUCACCCAGUCAAAGCUCUUACAAUUAUCAUCAACGCCCCCUCUUCAAACAAGGUCCAUUUGCAUGUGAUAGCCAAUUCAACAACACGUCAAUAUCAGUCUUGUCAGAAUGUCGACCACCAUUUCAACUCCCAGAGCAGAGCAAUUAUUAGCGCCACUAUUGGCAUCUCUACCUGCGGCUUCUGUAUCUCCUCAACCUCCAACGGCGCUGCUUCCUUUACUUUCGCCGAUUUUGCGUCAAAGAGUCCAAAUAUUAUCUUCAACCUCGGACGAGCCAUGGCUGCCAUUACUCUGUUACGAUGAUUCAAAUGUCUCGAAAUUACAACAAGUUAUAAGAAAUGACCGAUUAGAAGCACAUCCUGUUUCUGGUGAGGUUGAGGUUGAUUGGGAGACUGAGGUGGAAAUUCAAUAUCGGCGACUCGAUGAAGAGACCUUACAAGCACUAGUCGUACUUAGAGAUCUUUCUUUGAGUGUACAAAUUGUCUGGUGUGUCGGUGAUGAACUCGGUGGUGGUGAUGGAUGGAGAAUUGGAGAAGUGGGAGCAUACGAAUCUGAAACCCAGGAAGAAUGGGGAAAGAAAGACAUUGCUUCUGCGGAAUCCUUCUUCACAUCGGGAUCUUCGAAAACAUCUACACAGAAAAAUGGCAGUCUUUCAAAUGUCUCGAAAGCGGCUAAAGAUAGCGAGGCAGAGAAUGACGAUGAUGAUGAUUACUGGGCUCAGUACGACAACACGCCCGCUCGUACGCCCGCACCGAAACAUUCUCCUGCACCGCAGUCUAUGCAAAACAUCUCCAAGAGUGCAGAUGACGAAGACUCAUACUACGCACAAUAUGCGGAUGUACAGCCUGCCAUGGAUAGUCAUGAUCCAGACGAGGCAGCACAAAAUGGUACCGUCGAAACAUCUCUCGGUCAAGAUGAUCAAAUAACUUCCACGCUACAACAAAAUCUACAGCAUCACGCAUCAUCUCACGAGGUAAAGCCAUGGUCAGAGUCUAGUAGCGGGAUAAUCAAUGGAGGGGAAUAUGUCGAAGUUGUGCAACCACGACCGGGAAGUAGAACCAGCUCAAGUGCGAGUGAGACAGUUGCAAAACUCGAGAAAAGAGCACAUGCCCGGGAACAGAGCGAGGUUGGCAUCAAACAACAUAUUUCGACAAGUGUAAAAAGUCUAUACAGAUUGGCGAAAGUGGCUGGGAUUGAAAGGUCUGAAUUUGAUAGGUUGAUUCGAACAGAGCUGGAUUGCUUGAGUUUGAUGGAUGAGGACGAGGAUGAUCAGUGAGGAUGCUUGCUCUAAGUUAUGAAUUCAGUAGCAUAUCGGCAUCAGCGAUGGAGUUUUGGCAUCUUCAGUAUGUAGCAUGAAAUGACUGGGAUACUUGUGGAUCAUAUUGAGGGAAUCCAUAGCUAUGAAUUACGCAAUUGGCAAAGAAUUGCAUCUUGCACACAUCGGCACCUACGUGGUGAAUGUUCCAAUCGAUUGCUCAUAGGUUGUAUGCAUUAUAUGAAUAUCUUCAAAUUUGCCCA
Messenger RNA from Botrytis cinerea B05.10, 1734 nucleotides. RefSeq lists its product as hypothetical. Bases 326 to 1492 code for a protein of 388 amino acids. The transcript has a single exon. Lineage: Eukaryota; Fungi; Ascomycota; Leotiomycetes; Helotiales; Sclerotiniaceae. The record is from RefSeq and is a predicted model, not a curated record.